Molecule: messenger RNA, 626 nt
Organism: Eriocheir sinensis (Chinese mitten crab)
Lineage: Eukaryota; Metazoa; Arthropoda; Malacostraca; Decapoda; Varunidae
Product: cuticle protein AM/CP1114-like
Exons: 3
Coding region: 129-488 (119 amino acids)
Cellular component (GO): chitin-based extracellular matrix
Molecular function (GO): structural constituent of chitin-based larval cuticle
Source: RefSeq, a predicted model, not a curated record
GCCUGUGGUGUAGCUGGUGGUGUGUAUAUAAGUGUGAGGUGUUCCGUCCAGCAGACAUCUACCUUGCCACGCUGAGUGCACCGCCUCACCGCAUCAAAGCACUGCAAGCUUACAUUCGCGCUGACAACAUGAAGCUACUGGUGCUCGCCUGCCUGCUGGCCGUGGCCGCCGCCCGCCCCGAGAAGGACAGCGUCAUCCUGAAGGACGAGCGCAGCGACAGUGGCGACGGCAACUUCUACUACAGCUUCGAGACGAGCAACGGCAUCGAAAAGACCAAGACCGGCACGCCCGGCUCUGCGGGCCAGAGCAACAUGGACGGCUCCUUCAGCUUCACCCUCCCCGACGGCACCAUCGCCACCUUCACCUACGUGGCGGACGAGAGUGGUUACCGCGUCGAGUCGCCGCUGCUGCCGCCCGUCCCGGAGUACGUGCGGAAGCAGAUCGCCUUCGCCGAGGAGGAGCGCGCCCGCGGCAUCGUCCACAAAUAACAAGCAUGCAGCCUCCCCCUUGAAUAUCCUGCCACUUUUGUACAUAACAUCUGCCAGCCCCAGGCUAACUUAGGUCGGACCCCACGCUCCUGGACACAGUCAUGUUAUCACGCCUUUCCCAAAUAAAGAGCAACACAA